AUGGAAGCAAUUGCUACUGGUGCUGCUGCCAAUAUCUCUUCUGAAACUGCAAAGGGUAUCUUUCAUGAAGCAAAACGUCAUAUCAGAUAUGUAGUUUUCUACCAGAGAUACGUCAAGAAUUUCGAAGACAAACUUCAGAAGUUGAUGGACAAAAGAUCAAGCGUGCAGCAAGAUAUUUUUGUUGCAGAAAGGAACGUGCAGAAGAUUAAAGCGGAUGUUCAGGGUUGGUGCGAUAGAGUGGACAAGGUUAUCGCUGAAGAGGAGGAUAAAGUGGAUGAUCUUCAAGUCAAAGCAAACAAGUGCUUCUUUGGCUUCUGUCCCAACAUCAAGUCUCGACACAAGCUUAGCAGGAAAGCGGAAGAAGAUGCCGCAGCUUUUGAUGAGCUUGUCAAAGAAUGUCAAUUUAGCAGCGUGGGCUACCGUGAUCUUCCACAACCCAUAGUGGGUACAGACUUUGAGUCCUUUAAAUCAAGGGAAAAGGUUGUCGAUGAAAUCAUGGAGUCACUGAAAGAUUCUACUGUGAGCAUGAUCGGAGUGUACGGGAUGCCUGGCGUGGGGAAAACAUCACUAGUCAGAGAAGUUCAUAAACAACUCCAGGAGGCUAAGUCAUUUGAUUCGGUGGUUAGGGUCACUGUAUCUCGGACACCUGACAUUCAGAAAAUCCAAGACGAAAUAGCAGAAUAUUUGGGUUUGAAGAUCGAAGAAAAGAGUACAGUUGUAAGAGCUAGUACAUUACGUGAAAGGUUAAAUCAAGGGAAGAAUCAGGAUAAGAGGGUUCUUAUUAUUCUGGAUGAUAUUUGGAAGAAACUGGACCUAGAGGAAGUCGGAAUUCCAUUUGGAAGUCAACACAAAGGAUGCAAGAUACUGUUGACGUCAAGAAAUGAAAAUGUUCUAAGCAAUGGAAUGGGUGCUACAAAGACUUUUAAGCUUGGUGAUUUAGAUGAAGAAGAAGCCUGGGAGUUUUUUAAGAAGAUGGUUGGGGACAGUUUUGAAAGCGAUAAAGAGCUGCAAUCUACAGCAAUUGAGGUAGCCAAAAGAUGUGCAGGAUUGCCGCUUGCCAUUGCCACAGUUGCUAGGGCGUUGCAAAAAAGAAGUUUAUUUGUUUGGAAUGAGGCUUUACGACAGCUACAGAGGCCUUACUCAGAAAAUCCAAGCGAGAUAUCUGCUGAGGUAUAUUCUGCUAUUGAAUUGAGUAUCAAUCAGCUAUGGGGUGAAGACCUCAAGCAGGUUUUCUUGCUUUGCAGUCUAUUGCGUCGUAACACUAGAGUUGAAGACUUGUUGAGAUAUGCAAUUGGUUUGGGUUUAAUUAAGGGAGUGGGCACCCUGAAAGAAGGACUAGAUGCGUUGUUAACAAUGAUGAGUACCCUGAAAGCAUCUUGUUUGUUGCUUGAUAGUAACACCAAUGAUGAAUGCUUUGAUGUGCAUGAUCUUACUUAUAUUGUGGCCAAAUCAAUGGCUUCCAAGGACAGUCAUGUGUUUUCCUUGAAAAAUGAUGAUGUUAUGAUGGAUUGGCCAAAUGAAGAAUCAAUGAAAAAGUGCAACAAGAUUUGUUUGGAAUAUCCUACUCUCAACAGUCUUCCUGACCAGUUAAAUUGUCCACAACUUUCUCUUUUCCUUUUGUUUAGCAAGGAUCUUUUCCUGACGUCGGAUGACUUCUUCAAGAAAGCAACAAAUCUUAAAGUCUUAGCUUUGGCUAGAAUGCAAUUUUCUUCUUUACCUUCAUCAAUUCGUCUACUAACAAGCCUCAACACAUUGUGCCUAGAUCACUGCAAACUGGGAGAUAAUAUUAGCAUUAUUGGAGAGCUAAAGAGCUUGGAAAUUCUUAGCCUUUUGGAAUCUGAUAUUAGAUUUCUACCAAAAGAAAUUGGGCAACUGGUGAAGCUAAAGUUGUUAGACGUGAGUCGUUGUGCUAAGCUCAAAACAAUUUCAGACGGUGUGUUGUCAAGUUUGUCAAGAUUAGAAGAAUUAUAUAUGGGUGGGACUUCUAUUCAAUGGGGACAAAGCAGUGCCACUCUUGCUGAUCUAUAUGCACUGUCUCGUUUGUCCACCUUAGAAGUUCAAAUCCCGGAUGCUAAGGCGACACCACACGACUUCUUUCAAGUGUUGCAGAAAUUGGAAAGAUGCAAGAUUUUUAUAGGAAAGGAAUGGGAGUGGGAGCGGUUUCGCAGCUACCAAUAUUCAAGAACCCUAAAACUGAGGCUAAACACAGGCAUGGAUGAUUUGGAUCUUGGAAUUAAGAAGUUGUUGAAAAAAACUGAAGAUUUACAUUUGGAUGAACUCAAAGGCGUGAAGAUUGCAUUGCGGGAGUUAAUAGAUGAGGAAAGCAUAUCGCAGUUGAAGAAUCUGCAUAUCCAAAAUGGUUUAGAUACUGAAUACAUUAUCAAUGAUGAAUAUGGGUUUCCUCAAUUACAGUCUCUGACACUGCAUGAUCUUCCUAAGCUCAUUAGCUUUUGCCCUCAACACGAACCCGGUGCUACCAGCUUAUUACCUCAACAUGAGUUGCCACUUUUCAAUAAAAAGAUAUCGUUCCCUUACUUAGAGAAUUUGUGGCUGAAGUCGAUUAAUGUUACGAGGGUAUGGCACAAUCAGCUUUCAAACUUUGAGAUAAUUGGGUGCUACUGCUUAAGAGAGAUCAUUUUUAUGGAGGAAAUAGAAGAAGAAACCCAGGCUGCUAUAACUUUAUCAUUAUUUCCUCAGUUAAAGUCUUUAAAGCUAGAGGAUCUUCAGCAUCUGAUUGGAUUUUGCUCUGACUAUCAAAUUCAAGUUAUUGAAUUUCCAGCCAUGAAGUCACUGACGGUAGACAACUGUCCCGAAUUGGAGGGUUUCAUAUACAGAUCUUCAAUGGAAGGCAACCGACGCAUCUGUAGUCAUGUUUUGUUCGGCAAUAAGGUUGCAUUUUCCAGUUUGGAGGAAAUGAGUAUUUCCUUCUUGACAAAGUUGAAGAUGAUAUGGGAGAACCCACUUCCACCAAAUUCAUUUCCCAAACUAAGAGAAAUCGACAUUUCACAUUUAUCAAACUUGAAAUAUAUUUGGAAAAACGGUCCCAAAGACAUUUUUUCAUUUAAAAAUCUACAUCGAAUAUAUGUUUGGAAUUGUGCGAGUCUGAAGAAUGUAUUUCCAGCCUCAGUAGCCAGAUAUCUCCCACAACUCAGUGGUCUUAUAAUAGCCCAUUGUGGAGUGGAGGAGAUUAUUUCCAAAGUAGAGGAAGGAUUGGAUUCGGAAACUACUGUCACUUUCGAGUUUGAUCAGCUGUCCUACCUUUGGCUUUGGGGGCUACGAGAAUGCAAAUGUUUCUACCCAGGUAGGCAUACCACAGAGUGGCCAAUGUUAAAAGAGUUAAAAGCAUACGAGUGUGGGGAAAUGAAGAUAUUUGGUACACAACUCAUCACUCACAACCAACAACUUGACUCCCAACCACCACUUUUCUUGGUUGAAAAGGUCAUCCCUAAACUACAACAUCUGGAAAUCGGUGAUGAUUACAUUGCAAUGAUAAGUGGUGGUCAAUUUCCAAACAACCUUUUCCAUCAAAUAAAAGCUUUUAGGGUGGAAGGCAACCGUAAUAAAUCAGAUAAUGAUUUCCAAAUUUCUUUCCUUGAAAGAUUCUACAAUCUAGAAGAGCUUUGUAUCCUUGAUUGUGAAAUCAAAGAGUUAUUCUAUACCGAAGGAGAUGCUGGUAAUAAGGGGACGUAUGAUGGGACACUGUCAACAAUUAGAAAAAUAGAACUGACACUUCUUGACAAUCUAAAACAUUACUUAUGGAAGCAAGACGUACAAGUGGACCGCAUUCUACCCAACCUUGAAACUCUUGAAGUUCACCAUUGUAGGAAUCUGAUGAGCUUAGGAUCAUCCUCAGCAUCGUUUCAAAAUCUCACCACCUUGAAGGUGUGGGAAUGCGAACGAAUGAAAUACUUAGAUACAUGUCUAGCAGUGCAGGGUCUGUCUCAACUCAAACAAUUGAUCAUAAGAGAAUGCAUUUCAAUGAAGGAAAUAGUUGGAAGUGAGGAAGAUGAAGCAACGUGCAACAUUAUAUUCAGCAGGUUGAAAAGUUUGGAACUUGUGAAUCUACCACGACUUCAGAGUUUUUGUUCAGGCAACCACACAUUUGGAUUGCCAUGUUUAGAGGAAGUGAUAGUGAGUGGCUGUCCUGAGCUGGAGAUAUUUUGUAAGGGAGUUUUAAAUGCGCCGUUGUUGCAAAGUGUAGAAUAUGGAAAAGGUAAAGAACAUUGGAGUGGUGACCUUGACAGCACUGUCCAACAGUUGCAUUCAAAAAAGGUUGGGUACCAAGGCAUCAGUCAUUUGAUCCUUUCCGAAUUUUCCAAGUCAAUAUGGAAGGAGAAAAGUGUAGAUUUCAAGAACCUCAAAUUUUUAGAAGUUGAGUGUAAUUGUAAUAGCUUGAAAUACAUAUUUAGCGUUUCCAUGGCCUUGGAACUUGUGCAAUUGAGAGAUAUAAGAGUUAAAAAAUGUCCCAUGAUGGAGUACAUUAUCAAGAAAGAAGCAGAGGAAACUGCGAUGGAUACAGUCUGCUUACCAAAUCUUGUGAAGAUAAGACUGGAGUCAUGUUCAGAUUUGAAAAGUUUUUGCAUGGGAAGUAUUACUCUGCAUUGUCCAUCUUUGAUAACAAUUGAAGUAGAUGACUGUCCAAAGAUGUACGCAAUGGCAUGUACAAGGGAGGUAGGUGGAGGAGAAAAGACACCCUUUUUCAAUGAUAAGGUUUUGUGUGCCAAUUUGGAUUGGUUGGAGCUAUCGUCCACUAACAUCCAGAAAUUAUGGCCAGAUGUACCACACAGUGCCAUAUCCUCUAGUGUUCAUAAGUUGCGAAUCUUAAUUGUGAAGGGUUGCCACAAUUUGGAAUAUAUAUUUCCAUCCUUUUCAAGAAAAAAUUUUGUGCAACUCGUUCAACUUCGCCUUGUCGAUUGCGACAACUUAGAAGAAGUGAUCUUUACAGAUGAAGCGACAGCAGAAGAAGAAGGGAUAACUGAGGCUUACUGGUUCACUAAACUAAAUCUAUUGGAGCUCAGUAGGCUUCCAAAAUUAGGGACAUUCUGUCAUGGAGAAAACUCAGAGACUGGUUCCCCAACCCUCUUCAACCAAAAGGUUGUGUUCCCUAACUUGAUCCAUUUGACCAUUCAAGGUAUUGGGAAGUGCAGAAAGAUAUGGCACGAUAAACCCAAUAUGAAUUCAUUUAAUGAAUUGACCUUCCUCUUGGUGAAAGACUGUGAAAGACUUUCAAAUAUUUUACCUUUUAGUAUGGUUAAAAUACUUGAAAAGCUAGAAACUCUGGUAAUAGAGGAAUGUAAGUCGGUUGAAGAAAUAAUUGGACCUGAUGACGAUCACUUACGCAAUUCCAAUGAGUCACACGCAGAAACAUCCGCCCAAUCGGUCGAACUCAAAUCAAUCACCAAGUUUGUGUUUCCUAAAAUAACAAAGUUGUAUCUUGGAGUGCUACCCAAGUUGAAGGGUUUCUACUCCAAGGUGCAUACUACGGAAUGGCCAUCCUUGGAAAAAUUGGUGGUGAGUGAUUGCAGCAAAGUAGAGAAUUUGGCUAGGGGGUAUAUCAACUUUGGAGAAACACAAGGAGAGAGCCAACCUCUGAUCUCUGUUCAACAACCCCUGUUUUGGGUCACUGAGGAAGCAUUCCCCAAUUUAGAAGAAUUACAUGUGAUUCGGAACAGAAAUAUGAAGGAGAUAUGGCAUGGAGCACUUCCAAACCUAUAUUUUCCCCAACUCACAAGAAUGUGUGUUAUAUAUUGCCAAAUGUUAAAAGAAAUCAUAGCUUCAACAACUGAUGAACUCAUGAAUGGCAUCGUUUUCUCCCAACUCAAGUCUUUAGAACUUGAUCGCCUUCCAAUCCUAUCAAGGUUCUGCACAGGGAAUUAUACCUUAGUAUUUCCUUCCUUGGAAGAAGUAAUCAUGAGACAUUGUCCAAAGAUGGAACUUUUCACAAAGGGAAAGUUAAGCACACCAAAGCUUCAUGGACUACAAUCAACUAAAGGUGAAUAUGUAGGGCUCUGGGAAGGCGACCUUAAUGCUGUCAUUCAACAGUUGUUUGUAGAAAAGGUUUUCCCGGGCUUGGAGGAUUUGGAGCUAUCUUCAAUCAGCAUUCAGCGAGCAUGGAAACACAAGCUUCUGGCCACACAUUCUUAUGCCCAAAAUUUAACAUGCUUGACUAUUAGGGGCUGUCAUAAUUUGAACUGCCUAUUCUCGUCCUCUAUGGUUAAAAGUUUUGUGCAUCUCAAGAAGCUAACGGUCGAAAACUGUGAGAAUGUGGAAAAUUGA
Hibiscus syriacus is the source of this 6276-nucleotide messenger RNA. RefSeq lists its product as uncharacterized. Lineage: Eukaryota; Viridiplantae; Streptophyta; Magnoliopsida; Malvales; Malvaceae. The transcript has 10 exons. The coding region runs from base 1 to 6276 and encodes 2091 amino acids. The record is from RefSeq and is a predicted model, not a curated record. Gene Ontology annotation, molecular function: ADP binding; ATP hydrolysis activity.